Helobdella robusta is the source of this 774-nucleotide messenger RNA. RefSeq lists its product as hypothetical. Bases 1 to 774 code for a protein of 257 amino acids. The transcript has 4 exons. The record is from RefSeq and is a predicted model, not a curated record. Lineage: Eukaryota; Metazoa; Annelida; Clitellata; Rhynchobdellida; Glossiphoniidae.
AUGACGAAGCGCCUGCUUUGGACAAGUUACGUAAACAUUGACACCAGUGACAAAUUUAAAAAAUAUGAAGGUGCCCUGCCCUCGAUGGAUUUUUUACCUGUUUGCAUCGAGGUUCUUGGCCCUAUGGACAACAACACUUCAAUAUUUUUUAAAAAGAUUUGCAAAAUGAUAAGUGGCAGGUCUGGCGACAGCAGAGAGCUAUUUUUCGCCAUGAAUCAUAUAUCUUGUUUGCUGCAAAGCACACUUUUUGACUUGAGCGCCAAAAUUCUUGCAAUAAAAUUAAUUCUUUCCACUAUGGACGUGUUCUACAGUUUACAGGCAGAUUCUCAAGCUUCAAUCCUGGUUCUCAAGGAACCAUCCGGCAUUUCUGCGCAUUAUGGUAGGCGCCCGGACGGAUGCACACUAAUACCUUGGAGAGCCGGCAGAUGUUUGGCGUGGGAUGUUACGGUCUCUGGCACUCUUGCCGAACGAUAUGUAAACCUGACAAGUAAAGAAUGCGGUUUGGCCGCGGUCAGGGCAGCGGACGAGAAAAUGAAAAAAUAUGGGAACGCCCUCCCCUCGAUGGAAUUCUUGCCAAUAUGUAUCGAGGUCCUCGGCCCGAUGGACCCCAAUACCCUUAAAUUUCUUAAGGCAAUAUGUAAAAUGAUCAGCGUCAGAUCAGGCGACAGCAGGGAACUGUUUUUCGCAACUAACCACAUUUCGUGCUUGUUGCAGCGGUUCCUGUGUGUCUGUGUGCUUGAAAAUAUCCAACUGAAUGCCGACAUGUGCAAUUAA